Molecule: messenger RNA, 1354 nt
Organism: Sclerotinia trifoliorum
Lineage: Eukaryota; Fungi; Ascomycota; Leotiomycetes; Helotiales; Sclerotiniaceae
Source: the annotation of a GenBank genome assembly
GCGGAGAUGUCAUCGGGCGUUGAACUCUCCAUAAUCCUUGGCUAAGUGGGCAAAGCACUGAAGCCCACUACUACCUAAACGAUCAUACGAUGUACUUCACGUAACAGCAGUGAUACUACGAUGCUGUGCAUAUUUAUCAGAUUAUGUUGAACUGGAUUCGCCAAGGUGUGAUGUACUUGGCUCAAAUUAAAUAUGUGUACUCGUAUCAAUUUCUAGCAAAUAAUCCAUAUUCUUAUGAUCACUACACAAUGUCAUCAGAAUACAAACCAUUUCUAUCAGACGAGGAAAGAUCAGAAAAUGAAGAUUCUGGGAAUAGACCAGGUAAUUCAAAUGUAACUUGGCGAUUCAUUUUCUUACAUUUUUUCCUUAUCUCAAUAUAUACAGCCAUUUUUGUAUUCAUCAUUCACCGAGGAGCCUCAAACACAUCAACUUCAGUCCAUCGUAUGCUCAUUCACUUCCCUAUCACAGCUGGACGCUAACUUACCUUUUAUUUAGCUAUAUCAGGCUUGAAGAUUCAGUAUGUUCCGGUCGCUCCUCCCGACCUUCCAUCAUCACCGUACGCUGGACCACCAAGUGAUUCGGUAGACCAAGCAUGGCAUGAUAUAUUGAAGGAUAUCAACAUACGGGUCACAGCCGAGGAACUAGAGAAAAGCAAUCAGAAGUCCAUAGCUCUCCCAGAAGGUGGUGGAUAUAUGGCUUGGAUUGGAGCUCAUCAUCAAUUGCAUUGCAUUGCAAGUCUUUUCUCAAUCAUGAUUUAGAAUGAAUAAGAAACUAAUAAGCCGAUAGAAAAUGCUUCGACGCUGGAACUAUCGGGAUCAUUAUUAUCCAAACAUUACAGGCUCAACAAUAGAACAUUGGAAUAUCCAUGCAGGUAAUCAGUCAUUUCCACUCUUCAUCUAAACGAUGAUAUUGACUUAUUUAUUAGAUCAUUGUUUUGAUGUUCUACGCAGUGCGGUGAUGUGUCAGGGCGAUACAACACUCACAACUUUCGGAUGGGACAAAUUGUCAAAACCACAACCGCAUGUCAAAGCAACAGAGCAUCGAUGCGUAGAUUGGAUUGCAUUAAUGAGUUCUCUUGCAGAUCGUGUUGUGGGCGAAGAAGAAAUGGCUGCGCUUGUCAAUCCGAGAUUGGAAGGAAGUGCAUGAUCGGGAUAGAGACUGGGGCCGUUGCAUUAUUGAGAUAUUAUAUACGACAGUGUUAUUGAAAAUUAACCCCUUUUAGCACUUUUUUUACGGCAUUCAUGAAUGAUCGAGAGGAUAUUGAUAUGAGUUCUUAAAUGUCUAUCGCGAGGCAUGGUAUCUCUGCUGAGUUGUAUAGCUUGAAGACUGUCCUGAGCUUAUAGUAACACGAAUC